GGUAAGUCUGAAUGCUUACGUACAUUUCUUUAUCAUUUUAUAUCGUGAUAACAGACGUAAUUCUGCGAAAUUUUACGAGAAAUUUGCAGAAGGGCCAUGGCACCAUUUGCCACACACAUCAUCUCUUACGAGACUUUUCCUCUCAAGAUUUUUUCUUAAAAUUCCUUCACAUUCAAUUCUUGAGCAUUUCUAAGAAUGUUUUGAUUUCCAAUAGCUCAAAGAUCUUUCUGAGAUGCUCAAAAAGUCCUUAACUUGCUGUGAACUGUGAAUUUUUUCUCACUCAACUUGCACAAUUUGCAUGUGUGCGAUUCUUAUAAGAUGGCGUCGCCAAAUCUCUGCGCGUAUAAGAAAAUUGCGCAAGUUAACCUCUGAGAAGCCAAGCGGGGUCUUUGAACGACCCCAGCGCUAUUUUUUUGUUAUAUGUAGCUAAAAAAAAUAUUAAAUAUUUUUUUUCUAUUUUUGAAAAUAAGAUCUGAUUUCAGCCCAAUCUGACCACCAAAAGAAAAGUUAUUAAGAAAUAUGUAGAAGAAGGAAAUUCAAAAAGUGAAAUAAAAUAUAGUUAUUUCUUUUUAAGUGCUUCGUGUUUGCCAAUCUAGGUUCUAGGAGUCUAGAGGUGUUGCGUGAAAAUCGACUUCCUUAUUCAACGACCCCAUCUUGGCACUCUAAGGAAGUCCUAGUUUAAAAAAAUUGGUAUUUCUCAAAAAAAAAAACUUUAAUCGAAAUGAAAAGUAUGGAAAAUGAAUUUCUAUAGAUUUAAUUUUGUUUUGUUUUUUUAUGUGCCUGGUUUUCAGUUUUUUUUUACAUGGUUGUCAGUAUUUUACUUGAUUCGAUACAUCCUAUAUCGAGGCUAAUUCCAAGAUUUUUCGGAUUGCCUUUAAACUCCACUUCAGUGAGAGCUAGAUUUAAUAACAAUAGGCAGUAUAUCUACGUCUAUGAUCGUAAAUACAGCAUGACCUUUCAUUGAGUAGUGAUAUUAACCUUAUGAUACCGAUACCUGCUUUACUGAGGUUUUAAGGAACUGUGUCUAAGAAAAAAUGAAUCCCAUUGUAUUCAUCGUAUACUUUUAGUCUUUUAUCCUUUAAAAUACUUAAAUAUUUAAAAUGUAGCCCUUGCGUAUGUAAAAAAGAAUCUUAAUGCCUGUAAUUUAUACACAGAAGUAAUAUUUUGUAUAUGACAUGACAGGCAUUAUACAUCGAAAGCAGAUUACAUCUGUUAUGUAUUCUUUAUUAAUAGUGCUCAAUUGUUCAAGUGAUACAGACAGAUGCUCUUAAUCAAUAUUUUCUCAUAUGCAGAUAAUUUAAUUAAAAAAAAACUGGUUUACAAUACAAAUUUAUGUUUAUCAAUCACAAUGUGAUUAUGUCUGAUUUGUGUUGAUAAAUUUUAUCAUUGCCUUUUAAAAUUAGAGAAUUAAUUGGUGUGGGAAUUGAUCCCAAAAUCUUUCCAUAGUUAAUUUAAGUGUCUGCGCUAUAUUAUACGAAGCUGUAUAGGUUCAAUUUAUUAAGUGAAAUAAAACGACAAUAUCAAUUGAUGGAAAUAUAAUGUGAUUUAUUGAAAUAUAUUUUGUGGAAAUAUUUGCGAUUUUCCGCACCGUUCACACAAUAACUGGACACAUUAAUAAAACACAUUUAAUAAAGUACAGGUAUUUAUUUUUUUUAUUACUACAAAUCAUUCUCAAUGGUAUAUACAAGACAGAAAUUGUCCAAUUUGUUGACGCUUUCGUGACAGCUGAUACGUGAAAAUGUGAUUUUAUAUUCUACAUAAUAUUAACUUAUAUAGUAUGUAUCUAUAGUAUUUUUUGGGUUUUAUCUGGUUUUUACAGCUUUUAGCAAUGCUUGAAUGUUAUAAAUUACAAUUCAAAACUCUGUUAAAGCCAUUUCAACUUCACUAAAGGAGAGAAUCUUUCUACAAUAAUGUUUUAAAAGCCAAGACUAGCAAUAAAAAACGAUAGCCCUAGAACAUGUGUUUGAAGGGGUUUUACUUUUUUUAACUGAAAUACCUACAUAUUAUUUAUACAGAAUACCCUGAAGUUGAUUUUGAUGGGUCUCUGUAAAAGUGCGCGUUUUAAUUCGUUUGAGGCCUAUGAAUAAUGAAAAAAUAAAUUCUGAAUUCAGGCUGGAAUAGAAUAGAUACAGAAGCCUGAGAUAUGGUCUAAAGAUAUCUAAAUUGAAAAAAAUUUAUAUCAAUCUAUUAAUAUUCCGAAAUAAAACAGGAAUUUUGUCAAAAUUUUUAAACAAUUUUUUGUUAAAAAUAUUACAAAGAGCAUGACGUUAUUAAUUGCGACUUUCCGUCGAACUCAAUUUAACUAACAAAAUGCUCGUUCCUUAUCAUGAUCGAUUCAUAUAAAAAUCAGUGUUUGUUUUUCGUUAAAUUGCCAAUUAUAUCACUAUUUUUUUUAGAAAAUCAUCCUUCUGGAUAAAGUUUAAUUAUAUCCAAUUACAGCAAUUUGUAGGUUGGCUGAAAAGAUUGAUAAAGGCACAUGUCAAUAUAAUAUUUAAAGAAGGGUAAAUUAAAUUGCCAUUAAAUUGCGUGUAUAUUCUUUUUUGCAUAUUUCAUUCUGAAUUUCCAUGGAGAAUAAAUUAGCCAAAUAAAAAUUGAGAUUGGUUGGGAUUUUAUCAUUCCUUUUUCCAUCACAACUUUUUUUCUCGCUGUCACAUUCACGCGAAAUGCUAACAAGGAGCAAUUUGUGCCAAUUCUUUUUCCACUGUAAAUUUAAUUUUGUUGGUUUAUUUUUUGCAUGGCUGUAAGGGGAGUUGACAAGACGCUGAUGGAAUCAAUGCGGAAAAUUAAGUAUGACGAUGAUGAUAGGAUUUUCUCAUAUCUUCUUCUGAGAUAUUCAAGAACGAAGGUUGUUGGAAAUAUUCGUUAAUUUAUGCUAAGGUCUUACUGAUAUUAAUUCGUUGCCCAAUUCAGAAGGAUCAACCACCUUUUUUACAAUUAUACCUACAACUAUUUUUUUUUCUGAUUUUACUUGUUGUACUGUCACUGAAAUAUACCCCCUCUCAGUUAUUCUUAUUAGGGUGAUGCAUAUUUUAUUUCUCAAUCCGAAUUUUGGAUUUUCCAACCAUUAAGAAAUGACUUUUUUUUUUAACGCAAAACGUAAUUAAUUAUGGCUUAUAAUAUAAUGUAUUAAUAAAUACAAGAAACAAUUCAAUUUUGAACCUUUAUUAACAACAGUGAAAAAUAUUGUUAAUUUUAUUAAUUAUCAACUUUAAAUUAGUAUUUCCCAUUUUAUAUACCUUCAUAACAUUGUUUCAUUCUGGUUUGAAGAAUUUGCAAAUGCCUUAAUAUGAAUUGUCAAUUGGGACUAAUUAAAUUAUAUAAUAUUGUUUUUGGUAACCCUUAUAAUACUUGAGGAAGAAAUCGUUAAUUUACAGAACAAACGGAAGUAUGUAUGUAUAAGUUCAAGGUGAUCCUUGGAUUUUUAAACAUAUCUACUAAAAGAAAAGUUCCAGUUUAAACCAAUUGAAGAAUUGCAGACUUGCAUUUUCUUGUUUUGGGUCUCUACUUAAUUUAAUUAUUUUAAUUGACAAAAUUUAAAAUUGUUAAUAUGGGCAAGGUACUAUCCAUUUCACUGUGGAGGAAACUGAAUUAAUGGACCAUUUUCUUACAUUAAUGAGGCAUUUAUUUUUAAAUAAAUUAAAAAUAUUAAUAAAUUAAUCAUUUCCAGCCUACCCCAUGUACUUUAUUCAAUUAAAUCAAUGCAAAAUUUAGUUUGAGUGGAAUCAUCGAGUAUUAGGAGGCACUGCCCUGUAUAGACAUAUAUAUAUGGACAGGAAAUGUACAUAUUGGAUACCAAUUAGCGAUCCUCUCACAUCAAACAUUUUUGCCACCCAGUCGGUUAUUUCUAUUAAUUUGUCACUUUUGGCCUUGUGGAAAAAUUUUCAUUAAAAAAAAUUUUUCCCUCCACAGAGCUCCCAAUAAUUCCCUCUUUGUUCAAUCCAAAGCCGUUCUCGCUCUCUCAAUAUAUUUCUGUGAUUUUUAUGAAAUACAUAACUAUUGUUUCAUGGAUUUUUCACUCCAUAUUCCAACUAGUGCUCAGACUGUGAGGAUCGUUUUUUUAGUUUUACAUAAAUCUUUUUUUGCAACUCUUACAACUUGUUCCUAAAUUCAAGAAUUUGUGACAUGGUAGUCUCGAAAAGGCAAACCAACUACAAAAUUAUCAAAAAAGAAGAACAGAAUUCUAAAUGUCUUUACGCAGUAUUUAUUUUUUUUUCUUAAAUGAAAAAAGUUUCUUUUCGGGAUAUGAUUUUUCUUAACAAGUUGUGAUAUCUUUUACGUCACCUAAUAUUGAGAUGGGUGAUUUAUAAAGCCGGUCAUUUUGUUAAGGAACCACAUUUUUGGUGUAAGAGUCGUUCAGUUAAGACGUAAAAAGUGUUUCUAAAGAAGACGUAGGAAAAAUAUAUAUAUAUAGUAUUUUGAAAAUUUUGGAGUGAAAGUGAUUGUAAUUUGGUGGUAUUCUAAAAGAAACAAAAAUUGAUAAAAAAAAGUUGCAGCAAUGUUUAUCAGGUUUAGCCUUACUUCGCACCAGCGGCAAUAUUUGCUUGGAUUUGUUGCUAAUUUUUCUACGUUGAUGUAUGGCAUUUCUGUGGGAUGGGUUUCACCGACAAUUCCCCUUUUGAUGUCCGAAGAGGAGACACCUCUGCCAAUUGGUGCUAUAACUAAAAGGCAAGCCUCCCUAAUUAGUGCUCUGCUGUACAUUUCGGGACUCGUGGGAUCUCUCUGUUUUGGUUGGGUGGCAGAUCGCUUAGGAAGAAAAUGGGCUCUCUACUUGGGGACUAUUCCUCAUGUAAUAGCAUAUCUUCUCAUCAUAUUUGCCGCUGAUAUUUCAUACCUCUACAUCUCAAGAUGCCUAAGUGGAUUGGGUUGUGGAGCUUUGUUUGUUGCCCUGCCAAUCUAUGUUUCAGAAGUUUCUGAAGACAAAAUUCGUGGUGGAAUGGGGGCGAUCUUUUGCAACAUGGUAUCCAUUGGAAUUGUAACUGGACGUGCCUUUGGCAGCUACUUGGACUUCUAUGUUGUACCCUAUGGAGUCCUUGGCAUUCUUGCUAUAUUUAUAAUUGUAUUUCCAUUCUUCCCCGAAACGCCACAAUACCUUCUAUUGAGACAACGUCAUGAAGCUGCUGAAAAAUCUUUGAGAUUUCUUCGUGGUGUGUCUCAGAAUCUUCAAAUUCCACUUCCACCCGAUGUCAGGGAAGAAUUGGAGGCUCUCAAAAACUCCCCUACUCUUCACAAUCAAAAUAAGAGGAUUAAAAUGGAAGAUUUAAAACCGAAGACAACCAGAAGAGCCAUCCUCAUCAGCCUUAUUCUAAUUUCCGGAAGAAGCUUAUGUGGUGUACUACCCUUGGACAACUAUACUGCCACUGUCCUCAUGGAGGCUGGCUCCCAUGCGUGGAGCCCAAAUUUGUCAGCCCUUAUUGUUGGUGUUUUUGAACUUAUUGGAAGUAAUUUGGCUAUCAUCUGUGUCGAUCGUGGUGGCCGUCGGUGGAAUCUUCUUGUAUCUAGUGGUGGAUCUGCAGUAUCUAUUGCUAUCCUUGGGGCUGUGUUUUUUGUCAAGUCUUUCUAUGGAGUAGAAAGUGCAGCUAGUAGUUGGCUGGCUGUGGUUUCUCUUUCAGCAUUCAUGACUCUGGCAGCCAUAGGAGUUGUAGCCAUCCCUUUUAGUGUAUCAGCAGAAGUUUUACCGCCAAAAUUGAGAAGUCCUGUUUCUACCACAUUUAUGCUGCUCUAUUGGGCAAUGACUUUUGUUAUCGUAGAUUUCUUCCUUAUAUUCGGUGAUCAUAGUGGGAUGUAUACACCGCUGUGGAUGUGUGGAGCUUGGUGCACAUUUGAGUUGAUUUUUGUGUACUUCUAUCUCCCGGAAACAAAGGGAAAGAGUUUCGAUCAGGUUGAAAUGGAACUUAAGGGAAAGAAACGAAAGGAAAAAGAAGCUGCAGCCUCACCCUCAUAACUUUCCACGGAAUCUCGCUUUUAGUUACUUAAUUCUAAUUGUAUACAUACUGCAAUAAUAUACGUAUUUAUGUAAUCUGUAUAAUUGUGUAUUCUAUAUCACUUUGGAAUCUCAAUUAGUAUACAUACAUUAACAUCUUGACUGUUUGUAAGGAAAGUUCUUAAUGAAAAUAAAUGUUAGCGUAUAAUGUCAUACUAAAAGAAAAUAAAAGAACAGAUCUGUUUUUUUUUAUAUUUAAAUAAUGAGAAUAAAAAUGUACUGGUAAGCUGACCAAGCUUA
Lutzomyia longipalpis is the source of this 6220-nucleotide messenger RNA. RefSeq names its product facilitated trehalose transporter Tret1-like. Gene Ontology annotation, molecular function: transmembrane transporter activity. Gene Ontology annotation, biological process: transmembrane transport. The transcript has 4 exons. Lineage: Eukaryota; Metazoa; Arthropoda; Insecta; Diptera; Psychodidae. The record is from RefSeq and is a predicted model, not a curated record. Gene Ontology annotation, cellular component: membrane. Bases 4496 to 5941 code for a protein of 481 amino acids.